Molecule: messenger RNA, 480 nt
Organism: Histoplasma capsulatum G186AR
Lineage: Eukaryota; Fungi; Ascomycota; Eurotiomycetes; Onygenales; Ajellomycetaceae
Product: DNA-directed RNA polymerase I
Exons: 4
Coding region: 1-480 (159 amino acids)
Biological process (GO): DNA-templated transcription
Cellular component (GO): RNA polymerase I complex; RNA polymerase II, core complex; RNA polymerase III complex
Molecular function (GO): DNA-directed RNA polymerase activity; DNA binding
Source: RefSeq, a predicted model, not a curated record
AUGUCAGACUACGGCGCAGGUGAUCAUGAGGAACAUGAUGAUGCUGGUUUCGACUAUGAGCCUCCCGAGUACGAGUACAUUGAUAAUGAACCUGAAGACUAUGUAGAACCAGAGCAGACGGAGCAUGGUGAAAACGGAUAUGCGAUAGUGAAUGGCGACGGCCAGCCCGUGCAGAAUGGCGAGGGGGACGUUGUUUCGGGAGAUCCGAAUGCAGGCGCAUCGAAGGGAAAGGUCAUGCUGCAGCAACGGGAGAAAAAGGUUCCAAACGACCAGCGGACGACCACCCCCUACAUGACCAAAUACGAACGCGCACGAGUGCUAGGCACACGAGCGCUACAAAUCAGCAUGAACGCGCCGAUCCUUGUUGACUUGGAGGGAGAGACGGAUCCUCUUCAAAUCGCUCUUAAGGAGCUUGCUCAGAAAAAGAUCCCCUUGAUUGUUAGGAGGUAUGAGGAUUGGACCUGCGAAGAGUUGCUUUAA